Messenger RNA from Selaginella moellendorffii, 1521 nucleotides. Its product is annotated as pentatricopeptide repeat-containing protein At3g46790, chloroplastic-like. Gene Ontology annotation, biological process: RNA modification. Gene Ontology annotation, molecular function: RNA binding; protein binding; zinc ion binding. The transcript is spliced from 4 exons. The coding region runs from base 1 to 1521 and encodes 506 amino acids. NCBI's taxonomy places the organism in Eukaryota, Viridiplantae, Streptophyta, Lycopodiopsida, Selaginellales, Selaginellaceae. The record is from RefSeq and is a predicted model, not a curated record.
AUGGUCCUGGCUCAAGGAGCAGUUUGCACGCAUCCGCACGUCAAGAUUGUUGGAGAGCUCAACUGGAAGAUGGAAAAAGGCCAAGGUGACUCAUGGGGUUUCAAAACCUGCACUCGGCUUGGUAAGGUUUGUGGAAAACGUUUUUCAGGGAUCCCACUUUCUGGGGACAACAGGUUCAAGAAGAAAAACAAGUUCUUCUCAGAGUCCUACCCGGAUUUCAAACAUGUUUCUACCGGAGAGAGCCUGUGGAUCGCCAACAGGAAAACACCAACCUGGGUCUCUGCAAAACUCGAGUCGCUCGCUGACCCAGCUGUAGGUAAGGCCACCACGGCCCGCUACAAAUCUCCACAUACCCCACCUGUAGCUGGUGAUGAACCGGUGAGUUUAGGGAGGCUGAUACACCGCGUGAGAGACUCAGCUGAGAGCAGAUCCCUUUCUUUGGGAAAACAAGCCCAUGAAGCUGUGCUCAAGAGUGAUGAGCACAAAAGCAACAUCUACUUGUUGACGGGAUUGAUCGAUAUAGCUGAUAACACCAUUCAAGCUAAUGCUUGCACCUACACCGGCGUCCUUGUUGCUUGCGGGAGUGUGAUGGCGAUCAAGCUCGGGAGGGAGAUUCACCAGCUGGCGAAGCAUAAAGGGCUGCUGAAAAACAAUCCAGUUCUGGGCUCCAGCCUGGUGAGCUUCUAUGGCAAAUGCGGCGAUGUUGAUUCUGCUCAGGAAGCGUUUGACGAGUGCCGAUCUCGGGACAACACGGGUCUCUGGAACUCUCUCAUACAGGCUUACACUCUCCAGGGCCGAUCAAUCGAGGCCUUGGAGCGUUUCUAUUCCAUGACUCAGGAGGAGGGCUGUAAAGCUGACGAUGUGAGUUUUGUCUCGGUGUUGAACGCUUGCAGCCAUGGUGGUCUGGUGGGGAAAGGAAGGCAGCUUCUGGAUGAAAUGCCCAAGCAGUAUGGAGUCAAGCCACGUCUGGAGCAUUAUGUGUGCCCGAUCGAUAUGCUCGGGCGAGCUAACCUCCUCGACGAAGCUGUGAGAGUUCUCAGAGCCAUGCCUUUUGAACCGGAUGCAGUGGUUUGGACGUCCCUGCUCGGAGCCUGCCGGAAGUGGAAGAAUUACACGAUCGGCAAACUCGCGUUUGAGCGUCUUGUGGAGAUGGAUCCCAAGAGCGGCACGCCCUAUGCAUUGAUGGCCAAUAUAUUUGGAAACCUGGGGAUGCUCAGUGAAAUGGCCGCUGUUGUGGAGAGAAUGAGGGUGAAGACAGCUUCAGGGAGCCCGGGAGAAGCUGGUGGACGGAUGUUAGCUCUCUUUCUCUUCCUCGGUGAGAAGCUUGCGCUGGGGUGUGCUCUGGUGAACUCACACCAGAAGGAGACCAUCAGAAUUGUGAAAAAUUUCCGAGUUUGUGACGAUUGCCAUGCGGCCACUGCUCUCAUCUCUAAGCUGGAAAAAAGGCUAAUCAUCUACAAAGAUGCCAGUCGGGUUCAUGUGUUCCAGGAUGGCAGAUGUUCCUGUGACAACUACUUUUGA